Messenger RNA from Triticum aestivum (bread wheat), 996 nucleotides. RefSeq names its product PLASMODESMATA CALLOSE-BINDING PROTEIN 1. Bases 230 to 778 code for a protein of 182 amino acids. The transcript is spliced from 3 exons. NCBI's taxonomy places the organism in Eukaryota, Viridiplantae, Streptophyta, Magnoliopsida, Poales, Poaceae. The record is from RefSeq and is a predicted model, not a curated record.
GAUAAGACACUCCAAAGGAAAAGCAAAGAAAAGAAAAGAAAGCAGUUCUCCAUGGAGAUGGAGAAGGAGAUCCUCCUCCUGGCUUCCGCUCCCGCUCCCGCUCCCACCAUCUUUCUUCUUUCUCAUAUUCCCUCCCCACCACCUCGCACAUAUUCCCACCACCUUUACUCCUUGCCGUCUCUCCUCCCGCACCCUCCACGGCCACGCUUCCCGCAGACUACCUACGUACAUGCGGCGCCGGCGCUCUCCUCUGGCGGCGCUGUGGCUCGCGGCGGCGUGGGCUCUGCAGCUGCUCGCGGGCGCCGGGGCCGCGAACCCGACGUGGUGCAUCGUGCGCACCGGGGCGCCGGUGAGGACGGUGCAGGCGGCGCUGGACUACGCGUGCAGCCCCGCGGGCGGCGCCGACUGCGCGCCCAUCCAGCCCAGCGCCCUCUGCUACCUCCCCAACACCCUCGCCGCGCACGCCUCCUACGCCUUCAACUCCGUCUACCAGCGCUCCCACGCCGCCCCCGGCGCCUGCGACUUCGCCGGCACCGCCACCGUCACGCUCACCGACCCCAGUUAUGGAUCAUGCACCUUCCCUGCAUCUCCAGGCGCAGCUGGGUCACCCGGUUCAGCCACGUCUACAUCUCGACCACCGCCGGGCAACCGCAAGCCUGACCUUGGAUCAGACGACGACGAUUCCGAUGCCGAUGAGGCUCACGUUGCCACCGCCAAUGCACCCUUGAUGUCUCUUGCCCUGUCAUGUUUCGUGUACCUGCACCUGCGUUGGUGGUGACACGGUAUGGAUUGCGUAGUUAGGCUCUGUGCGUAGAGCAUUGUCACGAUGUAAGAAGCCACCACAGUUUUGUUUUUGGGAGGGAAUUUGUAGUGAUCGCUCGUAGCAUUUGUAACCUGCCCGUUCAAGCAAAAGGGGCUAGAGUGGCAGACAUUUGGAUUCGUCUGAUUCAUUUGGAUGUUCUUUCGUGUCAUGAGCUUCUUCCUUUUUUCGGGGUU